Messenger RNA from Trypanosoma theileri, 2106 nucleotides. RefSeq names its product fatty acyl CoA synthetase 2. Gene Ontology annotation, molecular function: long-chain fatty acid-CoA ligase activity. Bases 1 to 2106 code for a protein of 701 amino acids. The transcript has a single exon. Lineage: Eukaryota; Euglenozoa; Kinetoplastea; Trypanosomatida; Trypanosomatidae. The record is from RefSeq and is a predicted model, not a curated record. Gene Ontology annotation, cellular component: endoplasmic reticulum; membrane.
AUGGGUGGCUGUGUUGUAUCUUUGUUGGACUCGAGAAAUCGUUACUCUGUUAUUCCUCACCCCGAUGUGGAGAAUUUCCGUGCUAUUGGAAAUCUGAACAUCCCGGUCGCUGGUACAGAGACUCCCAAUUCAUCCCCUAUUUACCGCAUCAGCGGAAUAACAGAAGAGGAAAACAAAAAAAUCGCCAAAGAUGCGUAUAAUGGGCCUAAUCUCUUUCAGCAAUUUGAGAAGAUAUGCAACAGAGAUCCAUCAGAAAAUAUACUCGCUUACCGCCCUAUUGACCGCAUCGCAACAGAAAGAAUGAAGGAUGUGAACACAGGGAAAGAAAAGGAGAUGACUGUGACGUAUUUUAAGAAAACAGAGUACAUGACUUGUAAAGAGUUAUGGGAAUGCAUUGUCUCUUUUGGAAGAGGCCUUGUAGAACUUGGUAUCUCAAAGAAUGCUAAUGUGGCUAUUUACGAAGAAACUCGAUGGGAGUGGUUGGCUACUAUUUACGGUAUAUGGUCCCAAAAUAUGACGGCGGCUACGGUGUAUGCAAACCUCGGAGAAGAGGCAUUGGCCUACGCACUUAAAGAAACUUCUUGUGAGGGAAUUAUUUGCGAUGCGAAGAAUGUUGUUUGGCUUGUGAAAUUCAUGUCAGAAGGUACGAUUCCCCAGGCUGUUAUUAUUUACAAUGGGACAUUACCCAAUUCCUUUGAUGCCAAAGAUUGUCGUUUAGUUCCUUGGACAGAAGUGGUGGAAUUGGGUCGAGCCGCUGGGGAUCGCAUUCCAAUGCAAACACCCAAUAAUAAUGAUGCCAUUGCAUUUAUUAUGUAUACAAGUGGAACUACAGGAAACCCUAAAGGGGUGAUGCACUCACAUGGUUCUGUAUCCGCUGGUGUGAAGGGGUUAUCUUUUCGUUUAUUGGAUAAUGUUGGUCCCUACACAAAGGGAGAAACCUAUUGUGUCUAUCUCCCACUUGCACAUAUUAUGGAAUUUUCAGUGAUGAGUAUCUUUUCCUCUCGUGGUGCUUUACUUUGUUUUGGAACUCCACGAACGUUAACAAAACUUACGGCCCGUCCACAUGGUGACUUUGAGGAGUUCAAUCCCGUAUUCAUCAUUGGUGUUCCACGUGUUUACGAUACUCUUAUGAAAGCCGUUCAGGCAAAUCUACCACCUGUUGGUUCGCUCAAACGUUCUGUAUUUGAUCAUGCGUAUAUAAGUCGACUAAAGGCAUUAAAAGAAGGAUAUGAAACGCCAUUUUGGAAUAAAAAAGUAUUUGCCCCUGCACGAGCUAUUCUUGGUCGUAAUCUCCGCAUUGUUCUCUCCGGUGGUGGUCCUCUCAGUGACGCCACACAAGACUUUGUGAAUGUUGUGUUUGGCCCCAUUUCACAGGGCUGGGGACUCACAGAGACGGUGUGUGUGGGCGGCAUUCAGCGGCGGGGCGAUAUGGACGUAAACACCGUUGGGCAGAUGGAGCCAAUGGCGGAGUUGAAGUUGUUGGAUGUGGAGGGAUACAAACACACAGACAGGCCAGAACCCCGUGGAGAGAUUUUACUGCGGGGUCCUUUUCUGUUUAAAGGAUACUACAAGCAGGAGGCCCUCACACGUGAGGCAAUUGAUGAGGAUGGAUGGUUCCACACAGGAGAUGUUGGUAGUAUCGCUCCAAAUGGGUGUUUGCGUAUUGUGGGCCGUGUAAAGGCAUUGGCAAAGAAUGUGUUGGGAGAGUACAUUGCGAUGGAGGCACUGGAAUCUAUGUAUGCACAUAAUCAAUUGUGUAUGCCUAAUGGUGUUUGUGUGCUCGUCCAACCAGACAAAUCCUAUAUCUGCGCACUGGCAUUAACAGAUGAGUCCAAGACGAUGGACUUUGCAAAGAAACAUGGUAUCACAGGUACUUAUCCUGAGAUUCUAUACGAUCCAGUAUUUCGCCGCAAGGCAACAGAGUCUAUGCAGGCAACGGCACGUUUGGCGGAUCGACAGAAGUUUGAGUGUGUGCGUCAUGUGCGUUUUCUCAGCGAUGAAUGGACCCCUGAAAAUGAAAUUUUAACAGCCGCUGGGAAAUUAAAACGUCGCGUGAUUGAUAUAAAAUAUGCCGAUGUUAUUAAGGAAUUAUUUCAGGAUCCAUGA